Molecule: messenger RNA, 603 nt
Organism: Haemonchus placei
Lineage: Eukaryota; Metazoa; Nematoda; Chromadorea; Rhabditida; Trichostrongylidae
Source: the annotation of a GenBank genome assembly
AUGUUGCACGGUAAUUCUGUCCUUGCUUGCCAUUUGCUGAACGCCCGUAGUCUUUGUAAUAAAAUGGACUAUUUACACGCCUUUAUAGCUCAACACCAUCCCGAUUUGGUAUUUGUAACCGAGACAUGGCUCACUCCCAGCAUCCAUGACUCCGAGAUAUUGGCUGCUUUCCCGUAUUUGGUGUGCCUGUGGAUCGUAGUGAAGGUAGAGGGGGUGGAGUAUGCUGUUAAAGGUAAUCUAUUCUGCCAUUCUGUUGAACUGAGGUCGUCCACUAAAGCUGAUGUUCUCUGCCUAGAACUUUUCUGCCCUAGGAAUGGUGCGCGAGUCCGGUUCAUUCUCGUCUAUCGACCACCAAACUCAAACAGAAAUGACGAUGAAAAGCUGCUUGAACUGCUCCGUGAAACGGUCUUGGCUGAGUUCAACAGUGUGGUUCUAGGAGAUUUCAACCUAGCAAUAGACUGGCUGAAUCUGCGCGCACGAAACUCGAUCUCCUCUACCUUUUGGAUUUUUUCUGGAAGUUGGAUUGGUACAACACGUCCUCGUACCUACCCAUGGCAGCAACACCAUUGGUCUGAUCUUAGCUUCGCCACUGGCAAACUCUGA